Messenger RNA from Pseudogymnoascus destructans, 1416 nucleotides. RefSeq lists its product as uncharacterized. NCBI's taxonomy places the organism in Eukaryota, Fungi, Ascomycota, Leotiomycetes, Thelebolales, Thelebolaceae. Gene Ontology annotation, molecular function: Arp2/3 complex binding. The transcript has 3 exons. Gene Ontology annotation, cellular component: actin cortical patch. The record is from RefSeq and is a predicted model, not a curated record. Gene Ontology annotation, biological process: endocytosis; actin cortical patch assembly; actin cortical patch localization. The coding region runs from base 1 to 1416 and encodes 471 amino acids.
AUGGAGGGGUUUGUGGUCUCAUACUCCUUGGAUAAUGAGCAGCAAUUCUGGGAUGAGUUAGAUGACAUAUGCUCCGUACGAUGCAACUCGUCGCAAUUGAUCGACCAAGCACUGCGGACAUAUCUGCACUUCACAACGAACUUCAAGGACGAGUACCUUGCUUCGGACCAUGCCGUUGCAAGUUCCAUAGCGAAACUCCUGGAGAGUGAGCUUUUCAAGGCCAACGAAGACUAUGUCCGCAUACAACUCGUGUAUAGUCUCCUCCAAGAAGACGAACUGGCCACUUUGUACAUUAUAGCCAGUUUUCUCCUAUACGAUGGACGGCGAAACGAGGACACGUUCAAGAUUAUGAAUAAGGAAGGCUCGUUUGCGAGACUUGUCGAGUUAAUGAAGUGCGCGAAGGAUGAAGACUCGAGAUUGCACAAGCUGCUGCUAGAAUUGCUCUAUGAUAUGUCUAGAAUGCAGAAACUGAGCUUGGAAGACCUCAGCCACGUGGAUGACGACUUUGUUAAAUGCCAAUUCCAGAUUAUUGAAGAGCUCUCCGACGACGUUAAUGACCCUUACCACUACCCAAUCAUUCGAGUCUUGCUUGUGCUCAACGAACAGUAUAUGGUCGCUGCAACCACUGCACCAGAUGCUACCUCUGUCCCUACAACAAACCGAGUUGUUAAGAUCCUCAGUGUGUGCGGGCAAAACUAUAUGACCUUCGGCGAAAACAUUAUUCUUCUCCUAAAUAGGGAAACAGAGACCUCGCUGCAGCUCCUUAUCUUGAAACUUCUAUACCUACUCUUCACUACUGAAGCGACCCGAGAGUACUUCUAUACCAACGAUCUGCGAGUACUUCUCGAUGUCAUAAUUCGAAACCUUCUAGAUCUGCCAAACGAACUCAUUUCUCUCCGGCACACCUAUCUCCGAGUGCUCUAUCCUCUGCUAGCCCAUACCCAGCUGGCACAACCGCCACAUUACAAGCAGAAUGAAAUCUUAAAGGUUCUUGCUCUACUCAGUGGGUCGGGGAAUGCUCAUUUUGCGCCAGCUGACGAGACGACAACUCGGCUUGUUAGUAGAGUGGGGCAGGUCCCCUGGUUGAACGAAGGGAAGGAUACAAAUGAUGCAGACCUUUCGAGAAAGCUGCUCGGGAUUAGUUUGCCCAGCAGUCAAACGGAAAGCUCUGUGAGCGUUGUUGAUCUGGCUGGUCUCACAGAGAAGCCCGGGAUUCAGACGCCGAGCCGAAAGACGGAGGCGGCUCUAGAAGCCGCUGCAGAUGGCGUGGAUAAAAGAAAUCGCUCGGAUGGCGUCAAGUUUGCGAUGCCACCAGCUACUUCUCAUCGAGAUAAACAGAUACCGCCGAAGGCGCCGCCACGGAGGAGAACCAAGCUGAAAGAGCCCAUCAAUCUGGAGAACACUGGCGAUCAGUAA